AUGAACUUCCUUCUGUUCACCGCCGUCUUCACCAUCUCUGCCUUUGCUCUGCCAGAACCGGUAUCUGGAGGUGUUACUUUGUUGGCCAGAGACAAUGUCAAACUGAACCAGUACCGCACUCUGGACGACUGUGAGAAUGACAGAGACAUUCUCUAUCAUGCUGCCCCAGUUUCGGGGAAGUGUUAUGAGCUGGACGAUCAAACCGGAGCUUUCUUCUAUAACACUGGAGGCUUCUGGCAAUCUUAUUCCUACGAUGACCAUGGGUGCGGUGGUACAUCACACAAGUUCCAGCGCUAUACGGGCAAGUGUGUCGAGAGAGGCUCUCAGAACUCAGUGAAGUUCUCUUAG
Molecule: messenger RNA, 348 nt
Organism: Diaporthe amygdali
Lineage: Eukaryota; Fungi; Ascomycota; Sordariomycetes; Diaporthales; Diaporthaceae
Exons: 3
Coding region: 1-348 (115 amino acids)
Source: RefSeq, a predicted model, not a curated record